This is a messenger RNA of Saprolegnia parasitica CBS 223.65, 378 nucleotides long. RefSeq lists its product as hypothetical. The record is from RefSeq and is a predicted model, not a curated record. The transcript has a single exon. Bases 1 to 378 code for a protein of 125 amino acids. NCBI's taxonomy places the organism in Eukaryota, Oomycota, Saprolegniomycetes, Saprolegniales, Saprolegniaceae.
AUGGCGGUCGCGCCAAGCGUGUCUGUGUGGCAGACGUCGACACGCUGUCGGCAAGCGAGCCACUCGUCUCUCCGCGGCGACGCAGCAGCGUGGAGCAGGCGACGGAGAAGCGAGGCGUUGCGCCGCUUCGAACGCCAUGGGCCGCGUACCUCGAGCAGUCCGCCGAGGUGGCGCUGGCUGUCGAGAUGGCGCCGAGUUGGUCCUCGAGACGACCCACCGAGAUGGCACCCGCAGUCUCUGUCGAGGCGCCUACACCCACUCCUCUCAAGCGCGCCCUCGAGGAUGGACCCGACGCGUCAACGCCAACGUCCGUGCGUCGACACGGCACGACACUGCCAUCGACGCCGCCGACGCACGCCGCGCCGACGCCCAACGUGA